Oncorhynchus gorbuscha (pink salmon) is the source of this 6034-nucleotide messenger RNA. RefSeq names its product serine/threonine-protein kinase 40-like. The record is from RefSeq and is a predicted model, not a curated record. Gene Ontology annotation, molecular function: protein kinase activity; ATP binding. Gene Ontology annotation, biological process: protein phosphorylation. NCBI's taxonomy places the organism in Eukaryota, Metazoa, Chordata, Actinopteri, Salmoniformes, Salmonidae.
GCGCUGCUAUGGAAAGAUGCGAUCAGAAAGCUGACGAAUAGAAGCUGUUCCCGAGUGGUCAUUUCGGUAAUAGUGGCUAAAACAAACAUUGCGCGAUAUCAACCCUCCAUAUACGGUCUCCUUUGGUUGGGGGCAACAAACUGCGUAUGCACCGAACAAAUACUUUUAAAGAAAUGUCCAUGCUGUAGCAUUACAACGCAGACUUUCCUCGGCGUUUCCAGCUCGAGAGCUCCAGCAUGUCUAAGCGGCGCUCAUUGGAGAGGGGGGCCGGAGAGACCUCAAGCAGGGCCAGCAAGCUCCUCUGUCCUGGAAUAGCUGGAAGCAACGCCAAGAGGGCAGGUCCCUUUGUCCUGGGGCCUCGUUUGGGGAACUCGCCCGUGCCAAGCAUAGUGCAGUGUCUGGCCAGGAAGGAUGGGACGGAUGACUUCUACCAGCUAAAGAUCCUGACGCUGGAGGAGCGGGGAGACGCGACCGGGGAGACCCAGGAGGAGAGGCAGGGGAAGAUGCUGCUGCACACCGAGUACUCCCUCCUCUCGCUGCUCCAUAACCAGGAUGGAGUGGUGCACCACCAUGGUCUGUUCCAGGACCGGGCGUACGAGAUUGUGGAGGACCCGGAGGCCAACAAUGGCAAGGUGCGCCGACUGAAGAAGCGGAUCUGCCUGGUGCUGGACUGCCUCUGUGCGCACGACUUCAGCGACAAGACUGCGGACCUCAUCAACCUGCAGCACUACGUCAUCAAGGAGAAGCGCCUGAGCGAGCGCGAGGCCAUCGUCAUCUUCUACGACGUGGUGCGCGUGGUGGAGGCCCUGCACAAGAAAAACAUUGUGCACCGAGACCUGAAGCUUGGAAACAUGGUGCUGAACAAACGAACUCAUCGGAUUACCAUCACCAACUUCUGCCUGGGCAAGCACCUGGUGAGUGAGGACGACCUGCUGAAGGACCAGCGAGGAAGUCCAGCCUACAUCAGUCCUGACGUACUGAGUGGGCGGCCAUACCACGGAAAGCCCAGUGACAUGUGGGCCCUUGGCGUGGUGCUGUUCACCAUGCUCUACGGCCAGUUCCCCUUCUACGACAGCAUACCUCAGGAGCUAUUCCGCAAGAUCAAGGCUGCAGAGUACUCCAUCCCAGAGGACGGGCGUGUGUCAGAGAACACUGUGGGUCUUAUACGGAAGCUGCUGGUGCUAGACCCCCAGCAGAGGCUGACUGCUGCCGAGGUCCUGGAGUCUCUCAGCGGCAUUAUUGCCUCAUGGCAGUCGGUAUCCUCUUUGACCGGUCCUCUUCAGGUUGUACCGGACAUCGAUGACCAGGUCAGCCACCCAGAGCAUCUCCAGGAGGUGAAAAUGACGGAGGAGUCGUCACAGUACGAGUUUGAGAACUACAUGCGCCAGCAGCUGCUGCUGGCCGAGGAGAAGAACACUAUUCACGAGGCCAAGGCCAGUUUCCUUGCCAAGCGCCAGUUCAGUGCCAUCCCGCCCGUGCGGCGCCUAGGCCACGAUGCCACACCCGUCAACCCUCUGGACGCAGCCAUCCUGGCCCAGCGCUUCCUCCGGAAGUAGCCCCUUCACCAUCACCUUGCCCUCUGGGGGAGAAGUGGGGUGGGGGACAAGGGUUGGGUCGGGAAGGUACCCUGAAACUAGUAUCUAUGGGAGCUUAGCCCGACCCUCCCUUGGGUAGAGGGAUCCCUAGCUGUGGAGAGUUAGGUAGGUGGAGUGGGAACAGGGGGGGGGGCAGAACUGAUCACUCACCUGACAACCUCUCAUAGUUUUCACACUUCAAGUCUGGGUGUCGGUGGUGUGCACAGGAAUGACAUGGCUGGAGAAUCUGAAGAUCUCAACCAAAGGCUCCCACUGAACCCACCCCCCAGCCAGCCAGCCAGCCAGCCAGCUAUGGGCACAUAUGGACUCAGCCAGCCAGCUAUGGGCACAUAUGGACUCAGCCAGCCAGCUAUGGGCACAUAUGGACUCAGCCAGCCAGCUAUGGGCACAUGUGGACUCAGCCAGCCAGCUAUGGGCACAUGUGGACUCAGCCAGCCAGCUAUGGGCACAUGUGGACUCAGCCAGCCAGCUAUGGGCACAUGUGGACUCAGCCAGCCAGCUAUGGGCACAUGUGGACUCAGCCAGCCAGCUAUGGGCACAUGUGGACUCAGCCAGCCAGCUAUGGGCACAUGUGGACUCAGCCAGCCAGCUAUGGGCACAUGUGGACUCAGCCAGCCAGCUAUGGGCACAUGUGGACUCAGCCAGCCAGCUAUGGGCACAUGUGGACUCAGCCAGCCAGCUAUGGGCACAUGUGGACUCAGCCAGCCAGCUAUGGGCACAUGUGGACUCAGCCAGCCAGCUAUGGGCACAUGUGGACUCAGCCAGCCAGCUAUGGGCACAUGUGGACUCAGCCAGCCAGCUAUGGGCACAUGUGGACUCAGCCAGCCAGCUAUGGGCACAUGUGGACUCAGCCAGCCAGCUAUGGGCACAUGUGGACUCAGCCAGCCAGCUAUGGGCACAUGUGGACUCAGCCAGCCAGCUAUGGGCACAUGUGGACUCAGCCAGCCAGCUAUGGGCACAUGUGGACUCAGCCAGCCAGCUAUGGGCACAUGUGGACUCAGCCAGUCAGCUAUGGGCACAUGUGGACUCAGCCAGUCAGCUAUGGGCACAUGUGGACUCAGCCAGCCAGCUAUGGGCACAUGUGGACUCAGCCAGCCAGCUAUGGGCACAUGUGGACUCGUACAGGCCAGGGGGAUACCAGACAGGCGUGUGUGUUUGGACAUGGAAAAUCCCCCCCCAUACGUUUCUCUCUGCUGAGACCUGGCCAUCGCCCUCCUACCUACCCCCAUUUAUUCUUGAAAACCCUGAGCAAUACAGGGCCAGAAGAACCAUGUAGCAACCUUCCUCUAACCUCCCUCUCCUCAACUCUCCAAACUAAGAUCACUUGAUCAUGGAUGUAAUUCACUCUCUUUAGUUUCCUCAUAACCAAAAUUAUCUGGACUAGUCCCGUCUCUAAGCUGAAGACUUCAAAUCUACCUCUCUCAAUCUUUACUUUGAUUUUUUUUGUGCAUUUUAAACCAUGUCCACCAUUCUCGGAAAACAAGGAAUUGUCGGGGUAGUGUUGUCACCGUAGACAGAAAGCAUUACUAUGUUUUGGUGCAUAAUGGUUUGGAAUGUGGAAUAUGAAUAAGCUUUUUCCCUUAUGACUAAUAAGUAGCAUUUUAUCCUUCUAUUCUACAUUGAAAAUGCUAACUAUCAAAGGGUGGCCAAAUCGACUACUUCUGUCUUUAAGUCUAGCAGAUUAUAUUGUUUUCUUGCUUUCGCUCUCAUCCCCAUUAUUUUUGCAUUUAGGUGUCAAGUACCUGGAAGAGCUGGAUGGGGCGACGUUUAUUAGAUGUUUAAUGUUGAUCCUCUCCCGUUAUUGCUCUUCUAAUUGGCAUCUUUGGUUAAUAAUCACGACGUGGACACUAUAAUUUUGGGGGGGUGGUGAAAUCAUGGCGCGUCUUAACUGAUUGUUAACCAAGGAAAUAUUCAAUACUUCCCGUUUUAUCCUGUGACAUCAUCAUUGUGAGACAGGUAUUGGGCAUGAAUUUGAGUGAAUGGUAAUGCCAGUGAUUGUCAUUGUGUAGAUAAGUGUGAUUUGGGCCAGGGGUGUAUUAGACUAAGCCAGGGCCUUUUCAGUGGUAGGUGCCGACUAGAGCCACGUUAUUGAAGCCCAGUGAGUCAGUGCAGAUCCUUAAACUAACCAUCCUUCCCAAUCUGUUUAUCUUGCCUGCCUCAGUUGCUCGCACACACUGAGAACAUACAGGUUUUUCUAAGACUGGCUGGACUGCAUGUGUCCGCGAUGAAAGAUGGGCAUCCCUCAUUUUGCCCCGGUCUUAGUCGUGAAUGCUCUAGUGCGUAGCCAAGUUUAAAAUCAAACAAAACCGUGAUGAUCAUAGUAGCUCUCCCUUUUAGCUGUUGUAAGUUAUAUUGUAGUAGCUGAGCAUGAAAGACUUACUAUGGUGUUGAUCUUGGUAAUUGAAUAGUGUAAUAUUUCAUAGAGAAACUCAACAGUGAGGUUGUCUGUCGCGUUAUGCACAUUCUCAAGCCUCCCUCUGCUGGCGGUGCCGUAGUGGUGCCAAACGUGAUCAAUCCAAUCAUUCUGCACAGACGCUAACGGCUGUUUCGUCUAAAGUACACUAGUGUCCUUGAAAUACGAUGACAUUGCUAAAGUAGGAAGAUAUUUAGUAUGAAAAAUGUUUGCCAUUAUGUCGGCAAAUUUACUUUAGACAGAUGGCAAUGUUGUCAUUUGUUAGCAAAGUUUGUCAAAAAUAACUGCCAAUGUUGCUAAGCUACUAACUCGUGAACAAUAUUAGUCAUCUGUUCACAUAAGCUUGCCCAUCUUUAUGGGAAUUCGCAUUGCUUAGACCUUCACCCUAUUUAUAUCCAAAUUGAUCACGAGUAGAAACUCGAGUCAGUUUUGUCCUAUUUCAUUGUAUAUUGUCUUUUUCCUUUAUUUCAUGUAUGUUAAUUUUGUUAUUUAUUCACUGUCCAUUUUCAGGCAUCAAAUCUAUUUUCCAUUUUUAGCUUUAAGCAAGAAGUGUUCUGGUUUCAUUUGUUUCUCCAAACAUUCAAACUUGAGCCGCCAUUGCAGUUUUUCCUCUCUAUCAGCCAUGUUCAUUAAAGAUCUCUUUUUAUAUUUUCUUUUACCAUUGCCACACACUCGUGGUCGAUUUAAGCUACACUAAUAAUGAGACUGACUCUGCAUAGUUCUAUUUUUUACACAAAUAAUCGUGCAUUAUGAUGAUUUAUGGUAGUGAUCUGUUUAUUACCCGGAUCCCAGUUCUGUUUGUGCAGACUUGCCAACUCCUGUUUCCUUGACAAUGACCAGCACAAACCGAUCUGGGACCAGGCCAACUGUUUAUCGCCCCAUACCAGACUUUUGGUCAGUAUGUAAAUAUAAUACCAUCAUUACAGCGACAUCAUCAGUAGAGCUUCCAUCUAGUGGAACGAUGCCAGCUCUGAUCAGGGGUACAUUCAGUAAGGUGAUAUGUUGCAGAUAGGAAUGUGUUGAAUAGAACUGACAUGAUUCCAAAUUCAACAUGACAGGAAAUCAUAUCUUCAUCUGAACGUUUUGUAACAUUGCACACUCUUGAACAGCCCUGCUUUAACACAAAUUCUAUAUAGACAUGCAUUAGAGGCAAUGCUAGCCACCACCUUUUGAGAAAAAUAAAUAAAUACAUGUAAUGAGAUUUUGAGAUGUUAGCUUUUUUCCCACCUCAAUGUGAAUUUCUGGGUAUAAAAGCAGUAUUGUAGUUGAUAGUGUGUCAGUAGUUCAUGAGAAAAUAGUAUUUUGUGAACUCCACGGCCCUUGUUGAAGUUGAAGGCAAAUUUGUGAUCCCGUCUUACUUGAGGGUGACCAUAACCCACUAUUGGAUAUAAAUAUGCAGGUUUAUUAGGUAAGACCCUUGAUAGUAAAUGUAUUAGCUGAAACAUUAUCAAGAUAGUGUUCACAUUUGGCUGUUGGGCUUGUCCCAUUUGUCUAUGAAAGUUGUCCCCUUCAUAGAUGUUCUGUGGACUGAAAGCACCAUACGAAGCAUGAUCUUGAGCUCUUUGUAAAAUGUGAUUUUGCAUGAUUUUUAUUUUUUACUUGCAAGGUGGUCCCACAAUUAUUAUUGCCUGAAAUCAACCAACCAGGAAGAAUUGGGAAUUUGAGUCUUAUAGAAAAACCUAAUGUUUUUCAUAAUACAUCUGAUUUUUCAGUUAAUGAACAUUCAACUUAAGUUUUCAUUUUUACUAUAAUUCAAAAAUAUGGGAAAUAUCUGUCAGUUUAACGAUGUAUUUGAUUUGCUGAAUAUUACAACUGGAAAAUAGAUGGUGUAUGAUGUGGUGGUAAAAAAUGGUUGAAAACCAGCAGGAUUUGUUGUAAGCUGCUUUGUUGGAUAUAUGAGCAUCUAAUACAAAAACCUGGCUAAUUGUACAGAGAUGGGAAAAAAAGUUUGUAUAAAAGACAUAUUUUUGUACUUCAUCAAAUCUCUACAUGCAUGUCGGCAAUAAACUUUGAUAUGGAAAAGUAA